Molecule: messenger RNA, 1871 nt
Organism: Mytilus trossulus (common blue mussel)
Lineage: Eukaryota; Metazoa; Mollusca; Bivalvia; Mytilida; Mytilidae
Product: BTB/POZ domain-containing protein 6-like
Exons: 5
Coding region: 451-1722 (423 amino acids)
Biological process (GO): neurogenesis
Cellular component (GO): cytosol
Molecular function (GO): protein binding
Source: RefSeq, a predicted model, not a curated record
UCAGUUUAGAAGUAGUAUAUAUUAAAUUUCUAUGGCGUGGGUCAUGUAAAUUUGUUUUUAUUUGUAUAUUUAUAUUAGUGUAUAUCUACCUGGCACAAUAUACAAAUACUGAACGGAAUGGUUUGAACUUUAAGGCUCUGCAUGUAUCUAUCUAUAUAUAACUAUACCUGCGUAAAGUAAAUAAUUCAAAAUUUGGUGACUGGCUAUGUUGAACACAUCUAUCCCAUCGAAAUUGAUAUAAAGGAUACAACAGAUGCAAAGAAGCAAAAUGGACGAGGAUUGCUCGUGUUGCUACGGCUGUUGUCUUAUAAAUACCCAUAACUAUUGAUUGUCAAGGAAACGAUCGAUAUUCCUCGUAUUUACACAACUUCAGGUGUACUAAACCUUUGGUUCAGUCGAUAUUUGUGUUUAUUUGUGAUUCCUUUGUUUAAAUAUAGUCGUGGAUGAAUAAUGGAGUCACGAGAUUGGCAAAAUGGUAGAUCACUACCCGAGAGAAUGUUUCACAUGUUAAAUCACCAAUUGAUGUGUGAUGUCACCUUCUAUGUUGGCACUGACAAGAAGAUCUUCAAAGCUCAUAGAUGCAUGCUCGCCAGCGCUAGUCCUGUCUUCUACAGUAUGUUUGAAGGACCAAUGGCAGAAAAGGGAGAAAUAACCAUUCCCGAUCUUGAUAAUGAAAUAUUCACACAACUCGUCAGGUUUAUGUACACUGACCAGAUAGAAGUAAAUACAUCAAAUGUGAAAGGUUUAUUGUAUGGAGCUGAAAAAUAUAUGUUACAAACUGUCAAAAGUGAAUGUAGUCAAUUUUUAUCAACGCUCAUAGAUGAAGAUCACGCUUGUGUUGUAUUACAAACGGCCAAUGACUUUCACCUUGAAGAAUUAAAACACAAAUCCUUGCAAUACAUUCAUCGUCAUGGAAAACAAUGUUUGGUAUCUGAAAGUUUGUCAUCUCUUUCUCCCGAAUGUCUUAAACUCGUAAUUGAAUCGGAUAGUUUAAAAUGCAAAGAAGAUUUCAUAUUCGAACAAGUUGUAAAAUGGGGUGAAAAUAAGUGUGGAGACAAAGAUAUGCCGUUGACGGACGAUCAUAUCCGAGAAUCUUUAGGAGAUAUUCUACAUGAUAUACGCUUUCCCUUAAUGGAUCGUAAGUACUUCACACAUCAUGUAUCAACUCGUCGUAUACUGUCAUCAGAUGAAAUAAUACGAGUAUUUCAAUCUUUUGAUGGUAUAAAUGUCGAAAAUUUCCCAUCAAAAUUACGUCUCCCUAAUCCGGUGAAAUUUUACAGAUGCAUCGCUAAUGAAGGUCACCAGAGUUGGACUCUGGAUGGUUCAGUUGAUUCAAUAGAGUUUUCUACAGAUUUUGACGGGUUACUUUUAGGAAUAAUUGUGUUUGGGUCAAAAGAUUACAAGGGUGAUCAUGAUAUAACAGUUAAAAUCAUUCAGUUCUUUACAGUUUUGACAUCAACAACCACAUCCAUAUCUUCAAAAGAAGGUCAAGAAAUUUAUGAAAUUAUGUUUAUAGACCCAGUCAAACUAACUAAAAACGUACGGUACACAAUUCAGUUGUGUAUGAAAGGACCGAAGACCUUCACAGGGAAGAAUUACGCAACACGGAUAAUGGAAGAUGAUUUGUCAGUAACAUUUUCGUUUGGCGUUUCCUCAUUGAAUGGUACCAAUGAAACAAGUGGACAAAUUCCUGGGAUCAUCGUCGGGAGGCAACUUGAAUAAGCAACAUAUAGCUACUAAAGGACGGAUGUAUUACUAACAAAGGAACAUAAUAUCACACUAUCUAAAACUAACAAUAUAUACCCUGUAUGUUUGUUGUCAUUCUGUAAUUUGUUUAGUUUAUUUGGAAUAAAAGUAAACAAACGGUUUAC